Neltuma alba is the source of this 1087-nucleotide messenger RNA. RefSeq lists its product as uncharacterized. The coding region runs from base 72 to 641 and encodes 189 amino acids. The transcript is spliced from 6 exons. The record is from RefSeq and is a predicted model, not a curated record. NCBI's taxonomy places the organism in Eukaryota, Viridiplantae, Streptophyta, Magnoliopsida, Fabales, Fabaceae.
GUUUAACCCAAGGAGCUGCCUGACGAACUUAUAAUUUCGUAGAAGAAAAGAACGGGCUGAAAUUUGAUAUCAUGCGGGCCAGAGCAGUUCAACUCGCUAAUUACUUAUGUAGAAGAAGAGCUGGGGGCAGUCUACAAUUCCGCACUUUUUCAUCUGGAAAGGAGGAACUAACCGUUGAAGAAGAAGCUGAAAGAAAAAUUGGAUGGCUCUUAAAACUGUUGUUUGCUGGGACAGGAUCUGUAGUGGCAUACCAGUUCUUUCCUUACAUGGGAGAUAAUUUGAUGCAACAGUCUGUAUCUCUUUUGCAAGUCAAGGAUCCUCUGUUUAAAAGGAUGGGAGCUUCUAGAUUGACCCGUUUUGCAAUUGAUGAUGAGAGAAGGGUAAAGAUAGUUGAGAUGGGUGGAGCCCAAGAGCUCUUAAACAUGUUGAACACAGCUAGUGAUGACCGAACACGGAAAGUAGCUUUGAAGGCUCUUGAUGCACUCUCACAAUCAGAUGAAGUUCUUGCAUCCUUAUAUCAUGCUGGAGCAAUCACAAUUAUUAGGUCUAUCCCGAAUUCUCUCGAGGAUGCGGAUGUUGAGAGAUUCAAGUUGUCCUUGAUGAAAAGAUUCCAAGAUCAGAGAUAUGAUGGACGAUCGUGACUUUUAGCUGAGGUGGUUGCCUGGGUUUUUUCAGGCUCAAAGCAUAUAAUAUUAUAAUGAAUGAGCUGGCCAUUAAUGCGGGGAUGAGGACAAGCAAUCUCCAACACAUCUUUAAUUCAAAUAUAAUAAAGAGUAAUAUGGAUCGAGCUUCAUUUGGUUCACAUCAGCACCACGUGGAAUACCCCACUAAUCGUUGUCCAUUUUUAUUGACAGUAUGCGAUGAUUCAUCUUUCAUGCUUUAUUGGCUUGGGUUAUUUCUCACACAACUAAGUCCUUUUCAUUUUGUUUCUAACCACAUGGAUCUAGUAGGGUGACACGAGGGCCUGAGCUAUUCGCUUCAAUUUAGGCUGAAACUUGUGUUCGUAACUGUACCAAGAGAAACUGCUGAACAUACAAAUUAAAAUGUACCUGCUAUUGAUGGUUGAAACCUUAAAUUUCUGAUUAAA